UGACUGGUAAAAUUUUCCAUACUUCGUCUAUAUUUUUAAUUUGUGACAAAAGUAUUUUAAACUGCUUUCAUAAGAUUCCAUCGUGAUUGAAAAUUAAAAUAUGCCCUCAUCCUAUUCACUAAAUUUAAAAUUAUAAUAGUGUUACCGUAGCUCACGCUCAACAAAACGCCGAAGACUAGCGAGAAUUUUAUACCAGAAAAAACAUUCCCAGAAUUGACUUUUAUAUUUGACUUCUCUCAGUAUGGAAGAACGACAAAAGGAGACAAAAGAUGAGAAGGAGAAGGAGGAAAAGGAACAAGAAGCAUUAAUAAUUGCCACUGCGGAUACCCAACUAGUUUCGGAAAUUACUGCAAGUACUAUGGAUGCUGAGGAAAGCUUAGAUUUAUUGCUUCAGGAUGACUCAGUGAGGGAGCCCUCGUUCAACGAAGGCAAUUUUAUGAGUCACAAUUUGUUGACUUCGGCCUCCACCCCUAUUUGUCCCGCAUCGGCUGUUAAGAGGCUGCUGCAUCUUUCCAAUGAUAGCAGCGAAGAUAACAGAACCCCUCCGAAAAAGCUUCGCACCGAAAUGAUUCCGAAAUUGGCGGUGGUCGACGCAAACCAAGAUAGUGAUGGGGGAUCUGACUCCUGGAAGAGUCACGACGAAAAUCGGCUCAUGAAUCAUCCAUCUGACGCCCACCAAAAAGGUGGCAGCUUUAUCCUGGACACGGGAGCCGCCGACGCCGACGCCGACAGCCACCACAAAAACGACAGCUUUUGCCAGGAGCACAACGGAGCCGGCGCCACCUCCUCCUACGAUUCUCACCAAGGCCACAUUUAUCGCACCGGAAUGUCCAGCGAUAGACUAUUAGACAUGCGCACAUCUCCCACAAAACAGCAGUUGGUGCGCAUGGUGGAGAAUUUGAACAGAAAGAUUGCCAAAUACGAGAACAACUAUCCCUGCUACAACAAGAAUGAGCUAUUGGAGAACUCUGGGAAGAAGUUGACAUUUGUAAUGAAUGCUGUAUGUGUGGUUGAAAUGAAGGAUGAAAACUGUGCUCAUAUCAGGUCGAUCGCCAUGUGUGAAGAGCCCCAUCUGAUGCCAGCUAACACAUAUUGCAGUAACGAGCCUCCGUACCCGGGCUGUAUGGGUGGCCAUCACAACGGUAGUAGCGAUGCUGAUAGAUCUUCCUCACUUACUAACGGCUCAUCACAGGCGAGUGGACCUGGCCCGUUCGAGGUUCCUCAGUUGACUCAUUUGGCGCGGAUGACCCACGACUCUCUCACCUCAUCAACAACCACCUCCUCGUCAGCUGGGGGACGUAACAAUCAGGGCCUCACCGCCGACAACCACAGACACAUCAAACUGUCGUCAGACAAAUUAACGGCGCUGUCAGACAAAUUCGCACAUCACAUGCGGAUGGCCUGUCCCCGCUGUGACUACACGUUCAGCCGUCAUCUGCCACCGACCAAUCACAGUCGAUCUUCCAGCAGCACUGCCUCGCCAUUGGUCGAACUGCAGGAGAAAGCCCACCAAUUCAGGGACACCUUCAACCUGGACACGCCCCCCAUGGAUCUCAAAGCUAAAAAGAGAACGGUAUCGGUUGGAAGUGAAGCUAGAAAGAGUACAAUUACCUCUGGAAAUGAAGCUAAAAAGAGUACAAUGUUGGAUAGGGACACCACAGCUGCUAAAGAGAGUACAAUUUCAACUGAAAAUGAAGCUAAAAAGAGUACAAUUACCUCUGGAAAUGAAGCUAAAAAGAGUACAAUGUUGGAUAGGGACACCACAGCUGCUAAAGAGAGUACAAUUUCAACUGAAAAUGAAGCUAAAAAGAGUGCAAUUACUUCUGGAAAUGAAGCUCCAGAUUGUAAAAAGAGAACGAUUUCGGUUGGGGAAUCUACAGCUGCUAAAGAGAGUACAAUUUCAACUGAAAAUGAAGCUAAAAAGAUUACAAUUACUUCUGGAAAUGAAGCUCCAGAUUGUAAAAAGAGAACGAUUUCGGUUGGGAAAUCUACAGCUGCUAAAGAGAGUACAAUUUCAACUGGAAAUGAAGCUAAAAUUACUAAUAAGAGUCCAAUAACGGCUGGAAAUGAAGGAACCGAUUGUAAAAUGAGUACAAUGACCGUAAGGGAUUCAAUGGCUGCUAAAGAGAGUACAAUUACGACUGGAAAUGUAGCUGCAGGUUCUAAUAAGAGUCCAAUAACGGCUGGAAAUGAAGCUCUAGAUUGUAAAAUGAGUACAAUGUUGGAUAGGGAAAUCACAGCUGCUAAAGAGAGUACAAUUUCAACUGAAAAUGAAGCUACUGCUGUUAAAAACAGUACACUGAAAUCCAGCAAACCUAGAAAUGUUGAAGAGAGUACAAUAACAUCUGGAAAUGGAGCUACAUUAGCUGCAACGAGUAAUGCAGCUAAAGUAUUUGAAGAAAGUUCUUCUACUAUUGAAAAUGAACCUUCAGAAGACAAGAAACCUGUAGUAGCUAAAGAAAGUACUGGAAAUGAACCAAAUUUUGUUAAAAGUAGUACAAUGACGGCUAGGGAAACGGCAGCUGCUAAAGAGAGUACAAUCUCGCUUAAGAGACCUACAUCAACUGGAGAAUAUACAAGCGGUGAACCCCCAGCUGCUAAAAGGAGGACAUCUGAUGAAUACAGCACAAUAGCAGCUGCAAAUGAAGGCAUAUUAGCUAAAAACAGUACAAUGUUUCCUAGCAAACCUAAAUCUGUUAAAGAGAGUAAAAAGACGUCUGAAGAUGAACUUCUAUUAGCUAAAAACAGUACAAUGUUGUCUAGCAAACCGUUGUGUGUUAAAGAGAGUACAAAGACGUCUGAAGAUGAACCUCUAUCAGCUAAAAACAGUACAAUGUUGUCUAGCAAACCUUUAUGUGUUAAAGAGAGUACAAAGACGUCUGAAGAUGAACAUUUAUCAGCUAAAAACAGUACAAUGUUGUCUAGCAAACCUUUAUGUGUUAAAGAGAGUACAAAGACGUCUGAAGAUGAUCAUUUAUCAGCUAAAAACAGUACAAUGUUGUCUAGCAAACCUGUAUGUGUUAAAGAGAGUACAAGAACGUCUGAAGAUGAACCUCUAUUAGCUAAAAACAGUACAAUGUUGUCUAGCAAACCGUUGUGUGUUAAAGAGAGUACAAAGACGUCUGAAGAUGAACCUUCAUCAGCUAAAAACAGUACAAGCAAACUCACAACGGUUAAAGAAGUUUCUAAACAGAGUACAUUGUCGCUUGGAGUGACUAGAGAGAGUCGUAUGAUAGCUAGUCAGCCCACAACAAGUAGUGGCCAUAAAGGUACUGGAAUUCCUUUCUUGUGUUUGGAUACCAGCUCAAUGUCCACAGAUUCUGAUGCUGAAAACUUCUAUUUUCCUCCUAUUCUAGAUGACCCUUCAAUCAGGUCGCAGUUUCUUGACGUGGAGGCUGUGGGUGGUGAGGCAGAGUUCGAUGACGUCACAAAGGGUUGUAAAGCGUUGAUGGGUGACGAGAAAAUGACAAACAAGAGCAAGACAGAGCUAUCGCCUAAUCGUCAGUUUUUGGCGCAGAUGGAACUGAUAAAGAAGGGACCUAUUCCCGAAUCCGGUAGUGAUUUGUUCAAGGGCUGCAGCGUGGUGUUCUCGCGGUGCUUACGUCACAUCGACGUGUGGCGCACUCUGCGGUCGACGGACACCGAGGGAGACAGCGAUCGCGAGUACCGCGCGCCCUCUGAGGACCACAGUCCCAUGGAUGUGCAGCGGCUCACCAGACAGGUGCUAGCCGGCGGUGGACAGGUGUUCUCCCGUCUGCACCAGGUGCCAGGUGACAUGCGACACACCCUCUACCUGGUGACAGACCGGCCAUCGCGGUCCGCGCGCUAUCUCAGCUGUGUGCUGGAUGGAGUCCCAGUGGUCAGCUAUAUGGCGGUCAUAUCGGCCUGCAUUGACAAGCAGCACUUUGGCAGAAUGGUGCAACAGAACUGCGACUUUUGGCUGCCCGUCGGCUGGAGCGAUGAGACAGGUCACAGCAUCCUGCGACACCCUGAGAAACGGCAACCGUUGCUGGGCAAACGAGUGCUGUACACGUGCGGAAACCACGUGACACACCGCUUCUGGCGGGAGAUUUUGGCGCGAAUGGGCGCCCACGUGGUCAGUUUGGCGGGAAACCACCAUGAGGUGGACAUUGUGGUGAGCAGUGAUGCGCAUGCGCAGAGCAAUUACCACGUGCCGGUGGUCAACUGCAAUUGGAUUGUGCAUACGUUGCUGCACGGAAGUUGCAGACGCCAUGAUGCGUCGCCGUUCUAUAGCCCUGAUUACUGUGAUGGGGGUGGUGACUCCUCGUGUUAGCACUUUUAGGUUAGGUCAAGGCCAUAGUGUAUUCGUGUGACGUCAGCACAGGUAGGGCUCCUACACCAAUGAUUUCAGCUGA
Molecule: messenger RNA, 4376 nt
Organism: Nilaparvata lugens (brown planthopper)
Lineage: Eukaryota; Metazoa; Arthropoda; Insecta; Hemiptera; Delphacidae
Exons: 14
Coding region: 242-4294 (1350 amino acids)
Source: RefSeq, a predicted model, not a curated record